Molecule: messenger RNA, 1680 nt
Organism: Lentinula edodes (shiitake mushroom)
Lineage: Eukaryota; Fungi; Basidiomycota; Agaricomycetes; Agaricales; Omphalotaceae
Exons: 10
Coding region: 1-1680 (559 amino acids)
Biological process (GO): glycolytic process; intracellular glucose homeostasis; glucose 6-phosphate metabolic process
Cellular component (GO): cytosol; mitochondrion
Molecular function (GO): glucokinase activity; fructokinase activity; ATP binding
Source: RefSeq, a predicted model, not a curated record
AUGCCUUCACUCUCAUCCACCCCCUCAACAACGCUCUCAUCCGUCUACCUCCACCCCACCCCUCAAUCCAUCCUCACCUCCCUCGAUGCCCAAUUCACACUCCCCCCCGCCCUCCUCACGGACCUCACACACGCGUUCCUCCGCGAGAUCAACCUGGGGCUCAAAGCGUACGGAGAGGACAUGGCUAUGGUCCCCUCAUUCAUCACCGGCGUCCCCGACGGCUCCGAAACCGGCACCUUCCUCGCCCUCGAUCUCGGGGGGACCAACCUCCGCGUGUGCCAGGUCACGCUCAACGGCGAUAAAACGUUCAAACUCCGACAACAGAAAUAUAAAGUCUCGGAGGGGUUGAAGACGGGUGAAGCGGGGGUGUUGUUUGAUUAUUUGGCGGAUUCGGUGGAUGCGUUUCUUACGAUGCAUCCUCCGGAGUCUCCUCCUCUUUCUCCUUUGGACCCUUCUCCUACCUCCCCUUUGGACGUCCUCCCCCUCGGCCUAACCUUCUCCUUCCCCGUCGAACAAACCGCCUUGGGCGCAGGCACCAUCCUCACCUGGACCAAAGGCUUCUCCGCGAAAAACGCCAUCGGCCACGACGUCGUGCGUCUCCUCCAAGACGCGUUCGAUAGGAAACAUUUACAUGUGAGAUGCGUGGCGUUGGUUAAUGAUACUGUAGGCGCGAUGCUGUCGAGAGCGUAUACCUCUGGAGGGUGUAUACUUGGUGCGAUUUUUGGAACGGGGACUAAUGGGGCGUAUUUGGAGAGAGUUGAGAACAUCCCGAAAUUAACUCUCGCCAACCCUUCUUUCACCGAGAACACUGAAAACACAGGAUACAUGGUGGUAAACACCGAAUGGGGGGCGUUUAAUAAUACCCGCACCCACCUCCCCUACACCCCCUUCGACACCGCCCUCGACCGCACCUCCAUCAACCCCCGCGCCCAGGCAUUCGAGAAGUUUAUUUCUGGGAUGUACCUCGGGGAGCUGACGAGGGGGGUGUUGGUGGCGUUGGUGGAUGCUAAUAAAACACCACCAACACGACGCACAAAAACCCACUCCCUCCUAUUCAACGGCAUCUCCACACGUGUAUUGAAUGAGAAAUGGGCCCUGGACACGAGCGUGAUGAGUGAGGUCGAGGAGGCGUGGGAGGCUGUUGACGCUAACGAUAGUGGUGGGUUGCCGGAUUGGGAGUUUUUGUCGGGUUUUGAUUUCACUCCUACCUCUACCACCCCAACUACCACAAAUCCCUCAACCACGGCACUCGCUAACACCAACACGAAACUCCGCACCAAACUGGAACGAGUGCGCCAAGUCGUGGUGCGGAGACUGGGCUACGAGGAUGGGGAGGUGCGGUUGAGGGAUGCUGCGAUAGUCCGCUGGGUAUGCCACCUCGUCGCCCGCCGCGCCGCGCUCCUCUCCGGCGUAGCCGUCGCGGCGGUGUUGAUACAGACUGGGCGGGCGGGGGGGACGAAGAAGACGGACGAAGAAAAGAUCGGUGUUGGUGUUGAUGGGAGCCUCAUCCAACACUACCCCCACUUCGAGCGCACCAUGCGCGAGUCCCUGCGGAGCAUCGUCGGCGCCGCCGUCGAGCGGCGCGUGGAGAUCGGGUUGGCGAAGGAUGGGAGUGGGGUUGGUGCUGCGCUAUGUGCGCUUCAAGCGCUGAAACAACAACAACAACCGCAACCGCAAUAA